AUGGCGACCGGUGAGAGGCGAUCAAAUCUCAGGUUGCUCAGGACGUCAUUGAUUCUGGACCAAGGCGACACACGCACGACUCGCCAUGGAGACUGUCUCAGACUGUGUACUUACAACGCGAGAACAGUUUCCACAGACGCCGACCUGCAUGCCCUUCUCGGAGCUGCAGAGCGUAUCAAAUUUCACGUGAUUGCUCUGCAGGAGACCAAGUGCAGAAGGAGCGACGUACGACAGAUGAAUGACGGUACACUCGUCAUUCGUGGAGAGAAGGUUCCGUCGCGAAAUGUAGGCGGUGUUGGUUUCGUUGUGCACCCAUCUGUCGUCCAUCUCGUCGAUUCUCACGAGAUCCUGUCACCUCGUCUGGCCAUUCUUCGCCUCCGCCCUCUGCGCCAAAAAUCCAUCAGUAUCAUCAACUGCUAUUCACCAACAUCAGCAGCUGAUGAUUCCGAAUUGGACGCGUUUUACGAGGAGCUGGAGGAAGUAGUCCACAACGAGAAGUCCUUUUACAAGUUUGUUGUCGGAGACUUCAACGCAAAACUAGGAAAGGCCACAGAAGAGGAAUACAGGAUUGGAAGAUUUGGACUAGGGGACCGGAAUGAAAAUGGCAAUCGUCUCGCUGGGCUGUUGUCCGCCGCUCGCCUCUUUCAUGGGAACUCUCUUUUCAUGAAAAAAGAUCAUCGUCGGUGGACAUGGGAAUCGCCCAAUGGCGCGACUCGUGCGGAGAUCGACCACAUACUCACCAACCGGAGGUGGUGUCUACUUGACGUCUCAGUACUACCAUCCUUUUGUAGUGGUUCUGAUCACCGUCUCCUUCGUGCGAAAAUACGACUUAGCCACACGAUGGAAAAGAACAUGUACUAUCGGCAACGAAGGAGAAAAGAAGUCGUCUACGACGAUUGCGUACUCGAGGACUCCCUGUCCCAAGGUGACUGGCACAUCGAGGAGGACUCAAACGUGGACUACGAGAUGCUGCUCAGAGGAUUACGAGCCUGUGCUGAACGUGCCUCGAAGUCGCGCACGACAAACUUGGAUCGAAUUUCGAAGACCACCAAGGAAUUGUUAGGAAGAAGAAGGGCUUUGAGGCUUGAUCCGAAUGCAUCGCACAUUGAGCGGUUAGUAGCAAACACUAGCUGCAGAAAAGCGUUGCAGGAGGAUCUUUUGAAGUACAGGCAGAAGAAGAUUCUAGAAGCAGCACAAAGAAGAACGAGUCUAAAGAAGUGCCGCAGGGAUCUCCGCGAAUAUAAUAUUCCGCUAGCAACCUUGCUGAGCGAAGACGGGACUCGCACGUCUUCUCGUCGUGAGAUGGAAAUCAUUACGGAGAGGUUCUACUCGAACAUUUUCCGUUCAUCAACUCCUGUGUCAAGCCCAAUCAUCCCCACUGGCGAAGCUCCACCACGGAUUCUCCCUUCGGAAGUACGAGUCGCUAUCAAGAGCAUGAAACCUGGCACAGCCCCCGGACCUGAUUUUAUAUCAGCAGACUUUCUUCGGGCUGGUGGCCAUCCGCUUCAUGUAAUCUUAGCAGCGCACAUGACAUCCUAUCUUCAGAAAGAAAGGAUCCCAGACCAGUGGAAGACCUCGCGAACCGUUCUUAUACAUAAGAAAGGUGACCGAGAGGACCUUCGGAACUACCGUCCGAUAUGCUUGCUGAGCGUGUUAUACAAAGUAUUCACCAAGAUCAUCCUCACACGCAUAUCUAGGACGCUGGAUGAAGCCCAGCCUCAAGAACAAGCUGGAUUCCGCCAAGGGUUCAGCUGCUUGGACCACAUCCAGACCGUGUCGAGGGUCAUAGAGGUUUGCCGGGAAUACCGCCUGCCCCUAGUUCUAACCUUCGUCGACUAUGAGAAAGCCUUUGACAGCGUAGAAACGAAUGCAAUACUGUCAGCGCUGGUCGAUCAAGGUGUGGACGCGUCGUAUGUGAGGACAUUAGCCAAUUGCUACGAACGAUGCACGACUAGGAUACAGCUUUUCCACCGCCCUCUCACCAUACCCAUUGGAAAGGGGGUACGACAAGCCGAUACUAUAUCGCCGAAGCUGUUCACGGCUGCAUUGCAAUGGAUAAUGAAAUCACUAUCCUGGGAAGAAAGGGGCAUACGUGUUGAUGGAAGAUUUCUUUCGAACCUUCGUUUCGCGGACGACAUCGUUCUCUUUUCGAGCAGUACCAAUGAAGCAGAAACGAUGCUCAACGAAUUGAACGAAGCAGGGAAGAGAAUAGGACUACGAAUAAACAGAAAGAAGACACAGUUCAUGAAGAACGCGCACUGCGAGGACGGAGGAGUACAACUUGAAGGCUCCCAAAUCGUGGAAACUCCGUCAUACGUAUACCUUGGACGUUCUGUGAACAUGGAAAACGACUUGAAGGAAGAACUGAAUAGAAGAAUGAGAGCAGCAUGGGCAGCAUUCGCAGCCGUCAGGGAAGCUACGGACCAACUGACGGACCAUGAUCUUCGUGCCCAUCUGUUCGACUCGACAGUCCUUCCAGCGCUCUGUUACGCAGCGGAGACGUGGGCAGACACCGCAGCCACGUCUAGGAAGCUACUUACUACCCACAGAGCCCUUGAGAGAUGUCUCCUGAAGUUUAACCGGCGCACACAACACCUUGCCGGUCUUCGUAGCUCUGACUUAAGAGGAAUGUCCCGUCUUCGCGACCCAGCGGAAUAUGUAUCGAAAGCAAAACAUAGAUGGGCCGGUCACAUCAUGAGAAGAAUCGACGAUAGAUGGACUAAAAGAACGCUAGAGUGGAUCCCAAGGGACGCUAAACGCCCCCGAGGGAGACCGCCAACGAGAUGGAGUGACGUGUUCGCUGCACGGAUGGACCAGCUGAGAGCUCAGCUGGAUACGGCUCAAGGACCUCGUCAUCGUCACUCACGAAGCUUGAGAACAUCUUGGAUGACAAUGGCGAGGGAACGAAACGAGUAG
Messenger RNA from Necator americanus (New World hookworm), 2916 nucleotides. RefSeq lists its product as uncharacterized. Gene Ontology annotation, molecular function: catalytic activity. Bases 1 to 2916 code for a protein of 971 amino acids. The record is from RefSeq and is a predicted model, not a curated record. Lineage: Eukaryota; Metazoa; Nematoda; Chromadorea; Rhabditida; Ancylostomatidae. The transcript has a single exon.